Molecule: messenger RNA, 1633 nt
Organism: Micromonas pusilla CCMP1545
Lineage: Eukaryota; Viridiplantae; Chlorophyta; Mamiellophyceae; Mamiellales; Mamiellaceae
Exons: 1
Coding region: 1-1467 (488 amino acids)
Biological process (GO): regulation of glucose metabolic process; protein phosphorylation
Cellular component (GO): mitochondrion
Molecular function (GO): pyruvate dehydrogenase (acetyl-transferring) kinase activity
Source: RefSeq, a predicted model, not a curated record
AUGCGUCGCGCGGCGACCGCGCUGCGAAGGCACGCGGCGUCGAGCGCGCGCUGGGAGAUCCCCGGCGCGGGCGGCGACGCGUCGAAUCAUCGCGCGGUCGUCGCGCUCGACGUCCCGAGGGCGAGCUCGUGCGCGCGAUGGAUCCGAGCCGCGAGCGCGCGGUGCGCGACGGACGACGCGCCGUCGCCUUCCUCCUCCGCGCGCGCGCAGCAGCAGCAGCAGCAGCAGCAGCGUCGCGGGUACGCCGCGGCGACGGACGCGACGCCCGCGCCCGCGGGUAAGGUGGACCCCUCCUCCGCGGCCGCGGCGAGCCGACGCGCGAUGAGCGCGCUCGCGGACAAGUACGAUCGAACCCUCGUGGAGAACAUCUACCGGUCGUCGUUCAAGAACCAGACCGGGGUGUCGCUGAAGUACAUGCUCGACUUCGGGUCGCAGCCGAUACACCGGCAGCUCAUGGUGAGCGCGCAGUUUCUGCACAAGGAGCUCCCGGUGCGGUUCGCGCACCGCGUCGCGGAGCUCGAGAAUCUCCCGUUGGGUCUGUCGAGCAAGGCUCAGGUGCAGACGGUGCGAGAUUGGUACGUGGAGUCGUACGACGAGCUUCUGAAGUUUCCGACGGUGAAGACGAACGAGGACGAGGAGAAGUUCACGGAGUUGAUCAAGAGGAUCAUGGAGCGGCACGCGAACGUCGUGCCGAUGAUCGCCCGGGGGGUUUUGGAGCUGAAGAUGGAGAUGGCGGAGAAGGGCGGGACGCGGCCGGGGACGGGUAAAAAAGGCCUCGUCGCGCAGAUAAACGACCUCCCGGAGAUUCAGCAGUUCUUGGACGGGUUCUACAUGUCGCGCAUAGGGAUUCGCAUGCUCAUCGGGCAGCACGUCGCGCUGCACGAGAAGGACGAUACCAGGGGCGAGGACUACAUCGGGUUGAUUCACACGAAGAUGUCGCCGUUGCGCGUGGCGAGAGACGCCAUCGACGACGCGCGGUCCAUCUGCAUGCGUCAGUACGGAGACGCCCCGGAGGUGGAGGUGUUCGGCGACGAGUCGUUCACGUUCGCGUACGAGCCCGGGCACUUGCACCAGAUGCUCUUCGAGCUCGUGAAGAACUCGCUGCGGGCGGUGUCGGACAAGUACGCGGAUUCGGACGACGACCCGCCGCCGAUUCGCCUCGUCAUCGCGGAGGGCGCGGAGGACGUCACGAUUAAGAUUUCCGACGAGGGCGGCGGGAUCCGACGCAGCGGGCUGCAGCGGAUAUGGACGUACCUGUACACGACCGCGGACUCGCCGCUGCUGGAGAUGGACGAACACACGCCCGGACCGGUGGUGCUGGCCGGGUACGGAUACGGGCUGCCGUUGAGUCGUCUGUACGCGAGGUAUUUCGGCGGUGACCUGCAGGUGAUCUCCAUGGACGGCUACGGCACGGAUGCGUACUUGCACUUGAACCGGUUAGGGAACGUGCAGGAGCCGCUGCCGUGAUACCGUUCGUUUGGGGACGUGCUGGAUCUACAGUACUCUAUUAUUUUCUUUUCGGGCUUCACGCGCGAAGCGCUUUAACUGCGGUCGAUGCGGAUCGCGUUGUAUGUGUACUCUCGACGAGCGACCUCGGUCGACUUCGGAUAAUAAAAUUAAAAUUCCGUCUCGU